AUGGUGCUCACGGUGACGUCGCUGCUCGAGGUGGAUGGGUGCCCGCCGAUAAAGCUGCGGGAGGAGCGCGACAACGAGGACGUGCCCCUGCGCACGGGCUGUCGCGUGUGGUCGUGCGCACGCCUCCUGGCGGAGUGGCUCGCCAACAGGAGCGGCGGCGGCGAAGAUGAUGGCGCCGGUCCCAUCGUCGUCGGCCGCGACGUCCUGGAGCUCGGAGCCGGCACGGGCGCCGUGGGCCUCACGUGCGCGGCCCUCGGCGCAAGUUCCGUCACCAUGACCGACAGGGACGAGGCCGCGCUCGCUCUCAUGCACACCAACGCGCGCAUAAACGGGCACUACGACGCAUCCUCGACGUGCGAGGUGUGCGUCCAGGGCCUCGACUGGGGCGACCCCGCCACCUACAUCCAGGGCGCGAGCUACGACCUCGUCGUCGCCGCGGAUGUCCUCUACCUACCGGAGCAUUGCGCCGCGCUCCCCGACGCCGUGGCCGCGCACCUAGCGCCCGGAGGUGAGGUUGUCGUCGCGUGCGGGCUUCGACGCGCCGGGCUCCUCGAAGCGCUGGUGGACUCGCUUCGAUCGGUGGGUCUGGACGAUGUCUGCGUGGACCUCGGCACGUUGGGGCUCGACCCCGUAGAUGGCGCCGAUGCACGCAACAGGGCAGCCGCGGCGGUCACCGCGAGCGAGCACGCGCACGACGGCGCGCAGAUAUCCGCCGCGGGCGGGUACGCGUUGGUGACGGCGUCGGUUAAGGCGGACUGGAAGCCGCCGGAGAGGCUGUCCGCUCGGGCGGUGGCGGACGCGAAGCGGGAGAGGGAGGAGGAGGAACGGAACGAGGAGGAACGGAACGAGGCGGAACGGAACGAGGCGGAUCGACCGCGGAUUCGCGGCGAAGGGAACCGAACUCCCGGCGCCGUCGCCUCGGAGACGGCGGCGACCCGGGAAGAGGACCAGCUCGGCGGGGAACCCAGCGAGAUCGACUCGGACGCCAACAGCGCCAUGGGCGACUUUCUCGACGACUUCGAAGACCUCGGCGUGGACGCCGGCGCGCCCGUGACGCGUGCGGUCCCGGCGUCUGACGACGACGACGAGGACGAGGUCGAUACCCUCCCGCCGUACCGCGUGCACCCAUCCCCGGCGGAGGUUGCCUCCGGGGCACCCUCCGCCUCCACCAUCGCCGCCGCGGCGGACUCGCUCGCGAGGAACGGGUUCGUGGUCCUCGAGGCGGAAGAUGGCGCGGGUCUGGUCGCUAGCGACGUGCUCGACUCCGCGCUGGCUGCGAGCGACGGCUACCUGGACCGACUCUUGGCGGCGGCGAAGGCGAAGGGCCUUCGGGUGGAUUCCGACAUCUUCAGGUUCGCGGAGUUGUGCAGCCGCGCUCAGGGGGGACGUAGAUUUGACGUCACCGCCGAGCGAAGGCGGUGCGGGAACGGCGGCUCGAUCACCCUCCCGCCGAGGCCCUAUCCCACCUCGGAUGACGAGUCGGCAGCCGCAGCCGCGACGGAUGCGUGGGACGGGUUACGUCGCGCGGUGGACCCCUGGGUCUCCUCCGCGCUCCUCAGAUCGGGUCUCAUGGUCGAGAACGACGGGAAAGGUGCGACGUUUGGCGUCACCGCGGUUGGGUGCGUCACGUCGCUGCCGUCCGCGCCCGAGCAGCACUUCCACGCCGACGGGAGGGAGCGGGGCAUCGUGAACGUCUUCGUGCCGCUGGUCGACGUCCCCGCCUCGAUGGGACCCACGCACUUUCGCCGCGGGUCGCACGCGUGGGAUCACGACUCCCCGUACCUGACUAGGGAGCAGAGACGGGCCCAGGAGGGCGCGGAGGAUGUGGUUCCCGAGCUGAGGCGCGGGUCCGUAUUGAUGUACGAUUACAGGGUGUUCCACCGGGGCGGCGCCAACCUGACGGGCAAACGGAGGCCGGUGGCGUACGUCAUGUACGCGCGCGACGGGACGGAGGACACGUGGAACUUUCCGGAUGAGUCGGUGUGGGACCCGGACAGCACCGGCGCCGGAUGA
Micromonas commoda is the source of this 2013-nucleotide messenger RNA. RefSeq names its product fused protein. Bases 1 to 2013 code for a protein of 670 amino acids. The transcript has a single exon. The record is from RefSeq and is a predicted model, not a curated record. Lineage: Eukaryota; Viridiplantae; Chlorophyta; Mamiellophyceae; Mamiellales; Mamiellaceae.